UAGAGUAGGAAGACAGACGAUUGUAGAUUUCAGUGAAGUUUCGUUUCACUACCUAUUAAUUCACUGAUUUGUCUUUUUGUUGAAUGUUAUCUCGAUAAUAACAAAAACUAACGAUAAUGGCUGGAAUUAAGGGUUUGGUGUCUCUGGCCUUUGCUGGUUCCAUUGGUAUGACAUUUGUUAUUCUUGCCUGUGCCUUACCACAAUAUAAACUAUGGUGGCCAUUCUUCGUGGUACUAUUCUACGUGCUGUGUCCCAUCCCAACAAUGAUUGCACGCCGCCACACAGACAGCGCUGGAGGCAACUCUCCCUGCAUGGAGACCGCAGUUUUCAUCACUAUGGGUUUCCUCGUCAGCUCGUUUGCGCUUCCAAUAGUACUGGCUCGUGCUGGAGUGAUUGCACUGGGAGCCUGCUACUUAACACUGGCAGGAAAUGUCAUAGUAUACCUCACUAUUCUCGGUUUCUUCACCAUCUUUGACAUGGACGACUCUGACUACACGAUGUGGUGAGAAAUCUAAAUGUUGUUGCAACUUCAAUGGACGAUCUUAGGCAAAUAAUAUAUUGUAUCGUAAGAUAAAAGUUGUGGUUUUGUUUAUGAUUAAGUCUGAUAAUGAUACUGAUAGUGUAACACUGAAGGUGGUCUACGAAAAUGAUGUUAACAAUUCAUUUUUUUAAAUUUAUGAAUUUCGAACUUAAGUAACAUCUGUUAAUGCUGUCCAGUAUUUGGAGUAGUUUAUGUACUCAUAGAAAUAUAUUUAAAUUAUCUUUUGAAUGGUUAUGGUGACAGCUCAUAGCUGCAAUUAUUAAUUUUAGGUUUAGAAAUUCCACAUUAUUGCGGUUUAACACUUUGUGAUGUAGAUAUUUUGUUAUGAUUAACAGCUUUACUUUAAAAUGUUUGUUUACUUAGUUGUAACAAUUAACUACUUAAAAUUAUUUUGUUCAUUAAAAUUACCAUUUGCAGUUAAGAACUAUCACCUCUUUGAUUCGAGUACUGAUAUUUAAAAUAAUUAUACAUACAUACUUGUAUCCGUUAAAACAAUCAACAUAUUUUAUUUGAUUUUUAUAUUAAUAUAACUCGUUACUCACGUAUUUAACAAAUAAUAUUCUAUUUGUUACUAUUUAAACUUGGAUUAAGAGAAAUUAUAGAGUAAGAAAUAAUUGGAGAUAUUUUUUUAUUACCAAAUGGAAAUUCAGAACAACAAAUAAACAAUAUUGUAUACUUUUGAAAUGAGCUUUUAUCUUGAAUAUUAAAAAAGAAUAUUGCUUCCUAGUGUUGUUUAGGUGCAAUGAAAUAUCAUUAAUAUUUUAUUUAACAGCUGAAUGUACUUUGGUUGCACUACAUGUCUCCUUUUUUUAAAUGAAUGAAACAGUGGAGUGAAAAAUUAUUAACAUUUGUUAUAUGUAAUUUAAAUGAAGAUAACAUUUUAAAAGGAUUGUAUAAAUUAUAUUCUAUCUACAGAAUUACGCAACUUUCAACGCACUCCAAAAGACUAGCUGUUUAUUUUCAUGAAAAACUAUAAUUUGGUUCAAUGCUUAGGCAUCAUCUAAUUGCAUUUAAGCCAUCUCCUUCUAGUCUUAUUUUAAAACAAUAUUCUACUGUGUCUUAACUUUCGAAAAAAGGUUGCGUACUUCUGGAUUGGGGUAGUAAACAUUUUAUUGUUUGCUGGCAACAUUUGAUAUAACUAUGUUGCUAUUUAUAAUUAUUUGUAAUUUAUUCGAGACAAAAUGUGUAUUUUGUUGCAAUGCUUCACUCCAAGGCUGAAUAAAAAAGUGUAACGCAAUGCGUUGUGUAUUUCGCUAACUUUUAGUAUAUUUAUUGUAAUGACGCGAGAUGAAAGUGCAACAACAUACGAAAAUCAUUCCACUGUGACUCCAUUAAAAAUAUACAAGAAAAAGGCAACUAAAUGCUUGAAUGAUACCUUUAUAUGGUUGAAGCUAUCAUUACAGAAAAUAUGUGAAAAAAUUCGAUUCUAAAUUAAAAUCAACAUUGAAAUCUUCAAAAUUGUAACUUGUAACGAUUACAUUCCUGUAAUGUAAAUUGUGUAAAUAUAGCAUUAGAAUCAGGUCACAAUAAAAAUAUCGGCUGCUUUUUUUA
Messenger RNA from Spodoptera litura, 2092 nucleotides. RefSeq names its product leptin receptor gene-related protein. The record is from RefSeq and is a predicted model, not a curated record. Gene Ontology annotation, biological process: late endosome to vacuole transport via multivesicular body sorting pathway. Lineage: Eukaryota; Metazoa; Arthropoda; Insecta; Lepidoptera; Noctuidae. Gene Ontology annotation, cellular component: endosome.